Haliotis rufescens (red abalone) is the source of this 938-nucleotide messenger RNA. RefSeq names its product leucine-rich repeat-containing G-protein coupled receptor 4-like. The transcript is spliced from 2 exons. The record is from RefSeq and is a predicted model, not a curated record. Gene Ontology annotation, molecular function: protein binding. Bases 44 to 778 code for a protein of 244 amino acids. Gene Ontology annotation, cellular component: extracellular matrix. NCBI's taxonomy places the organism in Eukaryota, Metazoa, Mollusca, Gastropoda, Lepetellida, Haliotidae.
CGCACUUUUGUUUGAAUCGCAGAUUAUUUUCAGUAUUGGACGCAUGCAAUCUACAUACAUCAGCUCCACAAUGAGAAUAAUCUACUUCAUAGCCCUGGAAACAGUUUUAGUGACGCUAAGCCAACAGCGGGCAACCCAACAUUCAACUGACUGCAAGCCCUGCCUCUGUAAACAACGCUAUGCUGACUGCUCAAGCAGGAUUCUCACAGCUGUUCCUCAGCAUUUGCAAACUAAUAUUACACAUCUCAGUCUGAGGAAUAAUUCACUGGAGGAAAUUAAAAAUGGGAGUUUCAUCCACUAUCCUGGCUUGACUGACCUGAAUUUGGAGGACAACAAACUAAGUCUCUCUUCAAAUGUUUACAGUCCUUGUGCGUUUUGUGGACUGGUACAGCUACGUGUUCUCAGACUCAGCGGCAACUGUGAUUCUGCCUUAAAUACAACAUUAAGCUAUUCCUAUCCUGAUGAAUCGUUUAGGCAACUGAAAUCAUUGGAAGAGCUGUACAUUGAUGGAAUACCCGAAACCCGGAUGGGAACUGCCUUCAGAGAGCUGACAAAUCUGACCUCACUGAUAUAUACGGGUCACUGUAACCUUUUGUAUAUACAAGAACACAUGUUUGUCACAACACCGAAUCUUCAGUUACUGAACUUAAUAUCAAGGUGUCAUAUUUACGACAUCCACAUCUCCACUGAAGAACAUUCACACCAUAGAUGUAUCCGGAAACACUGGUUUGAGUCUUCCAAACGCAACCAAUUCUACUUAUGGGAUGAUUGGAACUAAAAUAAAAGUUUUCAAGAUGAACAAAGUUGUUCCGCCCUUCACGAUUGGCGUGGUUGCAAAAAAAACAUUUUUCAAAUAUUUGAGAAACACAUCAAUUCAAGAGCUUCAUGUUGGACACAAUUUCAUAGAGAUAUUGGAGGGAGGUAUUUUUGACUUUUAC